AUGUCUCUCUCUGUAGUCGGAGGUCUAGGUGCCAUUCUCAGUAUCUUCUUCGAGAUCUACGGUGCUGAAGGUGUGAGUCCAGAUAAAGUUGUCUGGCUGAGCAACUACCUUAUUCUACCUCUGGGCCUUAUCUUUGGCCGGCGAUCUGGUACCAUCUUAUCUAUUGUUGUGAACUUUGUUGCAACCAUUGCCUGCGCCGUGUCUCAAAACUUCCAGCAGCAUUUUGGGCUUCGUAUUCUACAGGGAUUAGCAACCGGUGCUACCGAGUCUUUCAUCAAUGGCCAAGUUGUCAUCACAGAUCAAUUCGGCGUUACCCGGGUUAUUACUGGAGACGAAGCACAAGAGUAUAUCCGAGCGCUUGAGGCCGAUGGCGAGGAAAUUCCGGAUGAAGCUCGACCUAAACACACCUACUUCCAAAUGUUGAAGCCGUGGCAGAAACCAGUUGGUAGUUCCAUUCAAACGAUACUGAAAACUUGGUUUCAUAUGUUUGAGGCUUUCACAUCUCCAGGAAUUUUGUACGCUACGCUAUUAGCCUCGGUUGUUCUAGGAUGCUCAAUCGGCAUGUCUCUCACAUAUGACACUGUUAUCCAAAGCUAUGGCUGGCCAGCAAAGAACGUCGGUUUGAUUAAUCUUGGUGGUGUCUUUGGCGGGUUUGGAGGCAUGUUGUAUGCGGGUUUGUUUGGCGACUGGUUUAUCAUCCAGAUGGCCAAACGGUCUGGUGGCGUUCAUGUUCCAGAGCACCGACUCAUUCUUUUGAUCUUCCCUGGUAUUCUGAUGAUAGUUUCUCUGCUUCUGUACGGAUUCACCGCCGGUGGAAGCUCCACUUGGGGUGGGCCUUUUAUGGGCUGGACGAUUCUACAAGUGGCCUUUGUGUCCGUUCUUAUUUUGUCUACAUUGAGGCAUCAAGAAAAGACUCCUUGGUUCGUAAAACCUAUCAAUCUAAAUUUUCAAAGAAAUCUUCCAAGACAUAUUGCAAAGACCGAAUAG
Messenger RNA from Penicillium angulare, 987 nucleotides. RefSeq lists its product as uncharacterized. The record is from RefSeq and is a predicted model, not a curated record. NCBI's taxonomy places the organism in Eukaryota, Fungi, Ascomycota, Eurotiomycetes, Eurotiales, Aspergillaceae. Gene Ontology annotation, molecular function: transmembrane transporter activity. The coding region runs from base 1 to 987 and encodes 328 amino acids. The transcript is spliced from 3 exons. Gene Ontology annotation, biological process: transmembrane transport.